UGUUUAAUGUCAACAGCUAAAGCGGUUCGCUACGCCAUGUGUAGGAAAUUACAUCAAACUGCAGAAAAGUUAGCUUAAUGUUCACAUAGGAGGGUCCAGGUGGUUCACAUUUACAAUAACGUGUACAUUUAGGACGGGAGAAUACCAAAGAGAUGCAGAAUCAAAGAAUAAUGGUGUAAAAAGCGUGUCUUCGUUUAUAUAUAAUCAUGUGGAGGAUAUCUUUGUGUGCAGGCUACCGAAGCUUUGAGUGCAGGAUUGUUGGAAUAAAGGGACUCUGGGGCUCCCGUGUGGUGCGAACAUGCAGCACUCCAGCCAUACCCACAGGCCGGAUCACAGCGCUCCAGGCGGUGGAUUUAUGGAAGAAUCACUUUGCGGAGAGAGGGGUGAUGGAGCCCGACCACUCCAGCCGUCACAUCAUCGCUUACCUGCUCGGUGCUAAAACGAUAGAAAGUCUGGAGCGGCGGAAGCUCACAGAGUUUCUAAGCCCAGAAAUAACGGAGCAGAUGUGGAGCCUCUGCUCCAGACGCCUAUCCAGAAUGCCCGUGCAGUAUGUGAUCGAGGAAUGGGACUUCAGAGAUCUGACGUUGAAGAUGAGACCUCCCGUGUUCAUACCGAGGUCCGAAACCGAGGAGUUGGUUGAACUCGUGCUCACCGAUUUGGAGAUGAGGCCCGGGCCUGGAGCCGGUGUUGAGGCCCCGCAUACAUGCUUGGAAGUGGGAUGUGGCUCUGGUGCCAUCUCUCUUAGUCUGCUGAAGAGUCUACCCCAGCUUAAAGUCACCGCUCUGGAUCAAAGCCAGGAUGCAGUGGAUUUAACGGGAGAGAAUGCAAUCAGGUUGGGGCUUCAGGACAGAUUACAGGUUUACCAUUUAGAUGUAAUAAAAGAUGCAGACACUGUGUUAAGCCUUUGUCACCAUGUCUCAACUUUGGUCAGUAAUCCGCCGUACCUUUUCUCAGAAGAUAUGAACACGUUGGAACCUGAAAUAUUUCGGUUUGAAGACCAUGCUGCUUUAGAUGGAGGUACAGACGGCCUGAAAGUCAUCAAACAGAUUUUGACUCUGGCUCCUCAGAUUCUAUCAAAUCACGGACGUGUUUACUUGGAAGUGGAUCCUAGACACCCCCCGCUUAUCCGGCGGUGGGUGGAGGCGAAUGUGCAAGAGAUGUGUUAUGAAGAGACGCGGCACGACGCCAGCGGCAGGCCGCGAUUUUGCAUCCUUCGGAGAGUGAAAUCAAACAAGGACCACAAGCUGGAUCUGGAUUGAGAAACUGAGAUCCUAUUACGCUGGCUUUAGCCCGGGACGCCACGGCCUCGGCUCCCCCACCCCCACAGGGCCGCCUCGCACCUACUUCAUUGCUCAAACAUUCACCAUUUGCAGAGGCUCAGAUCCUUUUCACGUCCAUGUUGCACUUCUGGAAGCAUUUGUGAUCCCAUCACAUCCUACGCCACCAUAAAAACUGUGUGCGAGGUGGCAGGCCGAAAGCUGAAAGUAAUUACCGAGGCUUUUCUUAGAACCCUCCCUCCCAGAAUCCCCCCCCCCCCCCCCCCUUAUCCUCCCAGGAAGCAUUCAGCAGUUCUGUGAAUCCGCUGAUGAAUGGUCCUCCCCUUCGCUCGUCCACUCGCUGAGUCAGACGCAGGCUUGUAGGCAUUGUUAAGCAAAAACACACACACACACACACGAUGUGGCAUUCACUUCCUCACACCAGCCGCAUCUCUUGCUGCCCACUCACAGCUCGGCCUUUGUGUUUCAAAGGUGGUUUUGAUGCAGAAAAUGUUUCCCAACAAAUGUCACAAGAGCAAUUUAUCAUGUGACGGUGAAUAAAGAUGAUGGUGCACGGGUUUGUUCUUUUUGAGUAAUGCUGCCUGCUGAAAGGAGAAAAUAAUUUUAAGGACAGCACGCUGGACUCUAGUUGUUUGUUUUUUUUAAUAGAAAAAUGCACACAUGUCAAAGGUAGAAAAAAUGUCAUAAAAGAUGUCUCAAUGGAAUCAGUGUACUUCUUUGGAACUGUGCGUACUUCAAUAACUGAUUAUGGUAAUACGGAUAUGGAUAAUUUCCACAUCCAUCAUGAAAUAAAGGAUUACAGUACGGAAGUUUGCUCACAAGUCCUCUUCACCUCAUGUACUCCGUCGCUCAGUCCUCCACGAAUAAAGUGUGAAACCAG
Pungitius pungitius (ninespine stickleback) is the source of this 2157-nucleotide messenger RNA. RefSeq names its product HemK methyltransferase family member 1 (gene hemk1). Gene Ontology annotation, molecular function: protein methyltransferase activity; nucleic acid binding. The record is from RefSeq and is a predicted model, not a curated record. NCBI's taxonomy places the organism in Eukaryota, Metazoa, Chordata, Actinopteri, Perciformes, Gasterosteidae. The transcript has 11 exons. Gene Ontology annotation, cellular component: mitochondrion. Gene Ontology annotation, biological process: protein methylation. The coding region runs from base 207 to 1259 and encodes 350 amino acids.